AUGGAGCCGAGUCCAACAGCCGUCGGCCCCAUCCUCGACGAGGACCAAUACCGAUGGGCAGUUCUCCGACAGCCCUCCGCCGAGGCCGAACAGGCGCGGGCGCAGCAACUGGCCGAUGAGGCGCGACAGUUGGGAUUGAAAGUACCGGAGAUCGAGGCAUCGGCACCGCUGGCGGCCUCGAUCGCGUCGGGAAUGGUCGAUCUUUCCUCUCCGGUUCUCUCAUCGGGGUCGUCGACGGAUCGCAAUUCCAUCUGCGGCGAUAUCACCCCGUCGCACGAGCCGGCCUCGCACUCCCACUCGCCUCUCGACCAGGUCGUCUCGUCCUUCUCGGAAAUCACCUUCGCUUCCUCGGACCGGGCCAAGCCUAGCAGUACGCGGUCGCUAGCCUCGCUCUCCACUCGUCCUACCUCCUACUGUUCCAGCGAGGGCAAAGCCAACCACCAUGGCGGCAGUCCUUACAACCAAAGUGAAUGGUUCGCAGCCAGGAAGGCGAAUCGGAAUUCCAUGCUCAGUAUCGCCUCCUUCGCCUCGUCCUCCGAUAAGAAAGAGAAGCGGCGGAGCAGUUUGAAGGAGGCUAUUGGGCGCAUAUAUUUCCGCAGGAAACGGGCUCCGUCAACGGUCGUGCUGCCCCCCGAGUCGCGUGUCACCGUUUCAAAGGGCGAAAGUGGAAGCGUGGAACGAAUAUAUAUCGAGUCCAAGCCAGACCUUGGCCAACGUCCAGGAACUGCUCCCGGUGGUAACACCGAUGGCUCGUUUCUCCAGCUGGAGAUCCCCGUUUUUGACAAAGAAGCGCUUCAGAGGAGCUUGGAUGAUCCGCAGCUGAGUGAGAUGUCGGAACGGCAUCGCUUGGAAAGAAACCGGCAUGUCGCAUUCCAGGAAACCUCCCUCAGCAUCCUCCGGCGCCGGCACCAGGCCGUUGUUUCUGCGCGGCAGUCCGAUAAUCGGCGCCUGGAGGAAGAAAAGAGCGAGAAGAAUAUUGCCGCCGCCAUCCGGAUCGAAGAACGCCAGCUUGCGAUGGAAAUAGAACAGCAGCGUGAGUUCGAGCGCGCCAAGAUCAACUCUCGCACACGCAUCAAGCACAUGGAGGGGUAUUUCCGUAACGCCAGUCCUCCACCGUCUUCCUCGCCCACCCCUCCAGCAACGGGAUCUUCCGAGUCCAUCCCAAAAGCCGACAUGACCACCCCGUCGCCAGCGCGCCGUUUUACACGCCAGCACAUGGAGCAGCUGGAGCAACAAUACCACGCCCACGAGUCCAUGGAUGCACUGCACGAGGCCCGCCUCAAGGUCCUCCGCGAACGUCAAGAGCUCAAACUCCAAGAAGCCACUGCGCGCAUGGAGCAGGAACUCGAGAAGAUGAGCCAGCAGCAUGUCCAAGAUAUCAGCAAUCUCCGGGUUGAGCAGCAGCGCGAAGAGGUCUCUUUUCUGCAGGCAUUGGAUGCGAAAAAGACCGCUCUCCGAUACCGCUGGCAUCUCGAAGAAGCGAUCCUCCGUUGCCAACUCGAAACGCAGCAUGGUCAGUUGUAUGGCCCGCUGCCUCCGCUGACAUUUACCGGCCAAUCCUCAGAGACGACAGCCACGCCGCCGAUCUCUAUCCCGGAACGAUCUUCGUCUCUGGCCGGGCUGGCGCUUUAG
Molecule: messenger RNA, 1632 nt
Organism: Penicillium lagena
Lineage: Eukaryota; Fungi; Ascomycota; Eurotiomycetes; Eurotiales; Aspergillaceae
Exons: 2
Coding region: 1-1632 (543 amino acids)
Source: RefSeq, a predicted model, not a curated record